AUGUCCAGGAUUAAUAAAAGUGAUACGGGCACAUGUAUUCCAGAGAGUGGACUGUUUGGAUUUAUGAUUAGUGUGAGUGCUAUGUUAGGUGCAGCAACGAUGUAUGUACGAUAUAAGAUAGUCCUUGUACAAAAUUCUAGAUCUGCAUUUCUAUGUAGAUAUUUCAACAUAAUGUCUUUAGUAAUUGGAGUGAUUGGCUGCAUUGGAAUGGGCAUUGUAGCUUCCUUUCAGGAGACUUCCGUUACAAAGGUUCAUGAUAUAGGAGCCCUCCUGGCAUUUAUCUUUGGUGUCCUCUACAUUUCUCUGCAGUCUAUUAUCUCCUACAAGUCCUGUCCAGAAUGGAACCGAAGGGGGACCUGCUGCAUACGAAUGUUCAUUUCUCUACUAUCGAUACUUGCCGUAUUUCCCAUGAUAAUAUGUGCUUCAUUUGCUGGCAUUGGGACAUUUAAAUGUGAGCCUGGUGAAGAGCCAUCCCCAUAUCGCCAAGCAAGUGCUGUUUGCGAAUGGAUCGUAGCUUUUGGCUUUGUCACCUAUUUCCUUACAUUCAUCAAAGAUUUUCAGGCUAUAACUUUGACAAUUUCAACAGAACUUCAUGAUGAUUUUUGACUACAACCCUAUCACAGUGUUAUAGAUUGACUAAAUAUUCUAUAGUAAAUGUUAACCAGACUAACAAUGUAAUUGCUGCUGGUUUACAGUUCGCACUGCGCUGCACUGGAUGCAGAGACAUAAUAGUAUAACUAUUUGACCGCACCAUUUCAAUACAUUUUUUGUGUUUUAUAUAUAUUUUCAUAUCAAUAAAUCAAUUCAGGUUAAUGUUUUAUAAUGCUAUUAAUGAAAGCAAUAG
Molecule: messenger RNA, 844 nt
Organism: Nanorana parkeri
Lineage: Eukaryota; Metazoa; Chordata; Amphibia; Anura; Dicroglossidae
Gene: DRAM1
Product: DNA damage regulated autophagy modulator 1
Exons: 7
Coding region: 1-606 (201 amino acids)
Biological process (GO): regulation of autophagy
Cellular component (GO): lysosome
Source: RefSeq, a predicted model, not a curated record